This is a messenger RNA of Labeo rohita (rohu), 3025 nucleotides long. RefSeq names its product deleted in malignant brain tumors 1 protein-like. Lineage: Eukaryota; Metazoa; Chordata; Actinopteri; Cypriniformes; Cyprinidae. The record is from RefSeq and is a predicted model, not a curated record. The coding region runs from base 126 to 2897 and encodes 923 amino acids. The transcript has 19 exons.
UGGAAGCUCUGACUCUCCUCCUCAGUCUGCUUCUAACUGCCUUUCAGGCAAAUGUCAUUGGGUCACAGACAACAGAUGACUGGCUGUAUUCCACUGAAGGUUUUUCAGAACCAUGUGAUGGCUAUAUGACAGAUUGGAAUGGUGAAUUUUUCAGCCCUUGGUACCCUAAUAACUAUCCUGAUAACGCUCAGUGCACAUGGACCAUUCAUAGCACAGGGAACGCAAGUGUGUCAUUGACCUUCACUGAUGUAGAUUUGGAAGAAUGCUGUGAUUACAUCAGAGUGUAUGAUGGUCCUUCUACCCUCUACCCCAUACUGGGAGAAAUACGGGACUACUGGAACCAGUCUUUCAAAUCCAGCAACAAUGAUCUGACUGUGUUUUUCUACAGUGAUAGCAGUGUAACACGUAAAGGAUUUCAUGCAUACUGGGUCUUUGAAACAUGUGGUGGCUAUAUGACAGAUUCGAUGGGUGAAUUUUUCAGUCCCCGGUAUCCUAAUAACUACCCUGAUAACUCAUACUGCACGUGGACCAUUCAUAGCACAGGGAACCAGACAGUGUCAUUGUCCUUUAAUGACAUUAGUUUGGAAGGAUCCAGUGAUUACAUCAAAGUAUAUGAUGGUCCUUCUACCCACUACCCCUUACUGGGGGAAACAGGGAACUACUGGAGUUGGUUUUUCCAAUCCAGCAACAAUGAUCUGACUGUGCUUUUCCAUACUGAUGGCAAUGCAACUAGUAGAGGAUUUCAUGCAAACUGGGUCUUUGUGGAAUCAUGUGGUGGCUAUAUGACAGAUUCGAUGGGUGAAUUAUUCAGUCCCCGGUAUCCUAAUAACUACCCUGAUAACUCAUACUGCACGUGGACCAUUCAUAGCACAGGAAACAUGACCGUGUCAUUGACCUUCAAUGAUGUUGAUUUGGAAACAUGCUGUGAUUACAUCCAAGUAUAUGAUGGUCCUUCCACCCACUACCCCUUACUGGGAGAAAUACGGGACCACUGGAACCAGUCUUUCAAAUCCAGCAACAAUGAUCUGACUGUGUUUUUCUACAGUGAUCACAGUGUAACAAAUAGAGGAUUUCAUGCAAACUGGGUCUUUGUGGGCUCCUGCAAUGGUAACUGUGGCCUGUUUAUAGGCCACUGUGCAUGUGACGACGUCUGUCAUAGGUUUAGGGACUGUUGCCCUGACUAUGAUGACUACUGCACAGUGUCCACAACAGAGGCUCCCUCAGAUGACCCCUGCUACAACUACACUGUAUUGGACGACCCUUGGAGAGCCACCGACUAUCCUCAGAAUGACUCAGUCUUAAUGUGUGAUCAGGAUAUGAAUUGGUUUGGCUGGUAUCGUCUCUUCAUUCAUGGCCAGAGUGUCCAGAUGCCAGACACAUGUGUUGAUAUGAACAAAUGUGGCACUCAUGCCCCACUGUGGUUAAACGGUGGACACCCAAAUGUCAAUGAUGGAGUGGUCACCCGAGAUGUCUGUGGUCACUGGGACUAUGACUGCUGUUUUUUCAGAUCUACUCCCAUCAGAGUGAAAGCCUGUCCAGGCAAUUAUUCUGUCUACGAGUUUGUUAAACCAAGUUUCUGUUCUUUGGCAUAUUGUGCAGAUGUGGGGAGCAGCAACACCACAUAUACAACUGCUGCAACAGAGACCAUCUCAUCUGUUCCUCACCCAGAGUGUGGAGGACACCUAUAUGGUUCUGGACUGGUUUCCAGUCCAAACUACCCAUACUAUUACCAUGACAAUGCCUACUGUGUAUGGCAUCUCACUGCCCACCAAGGACAGAGGAUCUUCCUGACAUUUGCUGAUGUGCAACUGGAGCGCUGCUGUAACUGUGACUACAUCACGGUGUACGACGGCCCUUCCACUGGUUAUCAACAGCUGGGAAAGGUCUGCUUCAAUGACACCACACACCAGGUGUUUCACUCUUCUUCACGAUACACGACUGUUGUCUUCAGGAGUGACUACACUGGUGUCAGCCAAGGUUUCAAGGCUCUUUUCACAAGUUCUUUGACUGCAGAUCAAGGUCGUGUGGAUUGUUCCUCAGACAACAUGGUCAUUGUCAUUCAAAGGUCUUACCUGAACUCACUCGGGUUGAGUGCAUAUGACCUUUAUGUAGAUGACCAUGUUUGCAGACCCUCCAUUAGCAGUACUGAGGUUGUGUUCAGCUUCCCACUUGACACAUGUGGGACUGUCAAAGAGAUGAUGAAUGGUUAUGUGUCCUACACCAACAAUGUGCGGGCCUCUCAGUCUCAAUCAGGUGAAAUCACUCGUCAGUCACAGUUCCUACUACACGUGGGCUGCCGAAUGGAGCCGGACACCAUGGUGCAGAUAUUCUACAAGGCCAGGGAGAUCACCAAUGCCAACAUCACAGGAACGGGCCGCUUCAAUGCCAGCAUAGCCUUCUACACCUCCAGCAGUUUCUACUAUCAAAUUUAUGACUCUCCAUAUGAGGUGAACCUGAAUCAGUAUCUGUACGUUCAGGUCAAGCUAAACAGGCCUGACAACAGCCUGGAUCUCUUCCUGGACACCUGUGUAGCAUCUCCAAAUCUCAAUGACUUCAAAGAUCGCUCCUAUGACCUACUGCGUAACGGAUGUGCCAGAGACAGCACAUAUUACUCUUACACCAGUGGAUAUCACUAUUACGCUCGAUUCAGAUUCCAGGCUUUCAAGUUCCUCCGGACUCACGCCUAUGUGUACCUGCAGUGUAAGGUGAUCAUCUGCCCCGAUAACGAUUACAACUCUCGCUGCCGCCAAGGUUGUCUCUCACGUCGCAAGAGAUCCCUUGACAGCAGCACCUACCACACCAAUACUGUGAUGCUGGGGCCAAUCAAACUCAAAGGCCAGAGGGCAUUAACAGGACUAAAGCGUGGUGUGAAGGAUUUGGAGAAGUCAAAGGAAUGAACUGGAAUAGAAGGAAUGAAUGAAUCAUCUACUCGAUCAUCACCUUAACUAUUACUAUUAAUCAAUCUUAACCACCCAGCAAAUUAAAUAAAACACAAAUUGUAUUUCUGCAAUUCAAUAAAGUAUUU